AUGUCAGGACACCACCACGUCACCCUUGCCGCCAACCCCCCCUACUUCGAUGGGGACAAGUCCAAAUAUAUGGGCUUUGUGGACUCGUGCACCACCUACAUUGGUGCUUAUUGGUCAGAAUUCUCGCAGGAUGAGACAAAAAUCCUCUUCAUCCUCUCCUACCUCCGCAAAGAGGCUGGCACAAGUUGCGCCGCCUCGAGAUGGGCAAUGAACUGGAAGCAGCACAACUUCGAAAGCCUCAAUGGACUGAAGGCUGGGGUCACCUCAACAACCUUCUUGGAGGAGCUUCAAAGGGCCUUUGGGGACUCCAAUGCGGAGCAAGUUGCUGCUGCUUGA
Mycena citricolor is the source of this 336-nucleotide messenger RNA. NCBI's taxonomy places the organism in Eukaryota, Fungi, Basidiomycota, Agaricomycetes, Agaricales, Mycenaceae. The record is from the annotation of a GenBank genome assembly.